This is a messenger RNA of Struthio camelus australis, 5891 nucleotides long. NCBI's taxonomy places the organism in Eukaryota, Metazoa, Chordata, Aves, Struthioniformes, Struthionidae. The record is from RefSeq and is a predicted model, not a curated record.
UGGUUCGGGCUCUUGGCGCUGUGGCCCCCCUGCCUUGGCCCUGCCGGUGGGUUUGCGGGGCCUCCCCGGAGAGGUGGUGCACCCCCAGAUACACAGCCCGGGCUCUAGUGGUGGUUUCAGUGUGAAAACGGGGUACGGUAAAACGAAAUCGGGGCUCUGGCCUGCCUUCCCAGGUGUGCAAGAAAGCCUAGCUUUAACACGUUAUUUUGGGAGGUUUUCUGUUUGAAUAAGUGGGAGUAAAACCCAGGUAAGUGAAGGUAGCGUCAUAAGCCUCUCCACAAAGGAGUGGCCUAGCGGCUACGGUAUAUAUGUCUGAGGUAGUCAAGCCUUACAGUAAAUACAUGGGAGGAUUUCACUGUGAAAGGCAUGACUGACUGAGUUUUUUCUGGCAUAGGUUCAGCUUCCAAAAACUUAAGAGCACCAGUUUUAGAAGCAGAGUUGAGAAAGCAGGUUCUUCUGCUAAUUGUUUUGUAUAACCUUGCGUUUAAUAGCUGUUUCAUUGCUCUUUUUUUAAAUUACAGAAAAAAUGGAUAAUACCCUUUUGAAAGACUUUGAAAUUGUUAGUUAUGUUAAAAAAAAUAGAAGUUAAAAUAUUGCCAUCAUUUCUGUUUAUCUGCAAGUAUACCUUAACUUUAGAGUCUAAAGGAGCCAGAUUUUGUCACUGCUUACAGCUUGGCGUACGUUCUUUGAAGUAGGUUUGUUCCCUGACCAGCAAAAAAGCAACGUUCCCAUCUCAAGUAGUACAGGGUAUUAAAGCAAAUCUACUGCUGCAAAGCUGCAUGCCACAAAUUGAAAGCUAAGGAAAUAGCAGUUGAGGUUGUUGUGCCUUGAAGAUGGAGCCUCUCAACUGUUACUUGGAGAAAUCCCUAAAGAAGGCGAUAAUAGCUCUCAGUGAUUUUUAACAUGGGCAGGUUAGCUUUGUCUGUGUGGCGUGAAAGCAUUUUGUUUAAUUUAAAAUCUUUCUAUAUGCAGUAUUUGGGAAAUGAAGUGAAAUAGUUUGUGUAACAGAUUGGCUGUUGUUAUUCUCAUGUUAUUUAAUCAUGUUCACAAGCACUUCUGAUUUUAUUUCUUCAUGCCCUGAGAAUGCUUUAAUUUUGCUAAAUGAAAAUCUCAAUACUUUAAACAACGAGGCUUGCAAAAGGUGUAGAAAUGAUAUGGAAGUUUCCAAGGCACCUGAAGACAACUUCCCGUAUUUCAGAGAUUCUUUCCUGGGGAGGGAAAGCGGAGUAUGCAAGGAGUGGUUAAAAUGAGAAGAAGCAGCACCGAAUACAGGCAAUGCAGGAUAUGCUUAUACCAGGUAAAAAGGCGUAGGGCGAAAUCCAAUCUGAAUUAGUCCUGGAGCUAGCUAGAGCCUGUGUAGGUACGUCAGUCUAGGGCAUGCCCAAAUGAGGUGUCUUUGUGCUUUGCGUGUAGAUAACAGAGUGGAAUAGUAUGGGAUGUGUUGCCCCAGAAGAUACAGAUGUGCUAGUUCCACUAAUGUUGAACAGGACUGGUGCCUCUAAAUUCCUUUAAUGGCGCUUGAAAAAUGACAUUUUUUACUGGCUGGUAUUUUGUCUGAUUUUCUUAGUGUACUUGUUGAUGAUAAUAUACGCGAGUAAAACAUUUGCUUGACCUUUAAGGUUGUGUUUGACAUGCAGUUGCUUUUUUCUUGUUGUUGAUUUUGUUCAUCUAUUUUAGAUUAGCACAUGAAAUGAAAUAUAUAUGUCUUUCUGUGUGAGGAGGAUAGGCGCUUAGAACAAUUCCCAGUAAAACUUGAGGGAUUCUGCCAUAACCCAGUUUACAUUAUAGGCCAGAGUUAUUCUCUUUUUUUCUGAAUUUUGUUUUCCCUUAGGCAUAGAAUAAUCUUAAGAAUAGUAUUUAUCAAGUGUGCAUGGGUGUAUUAAAUAUACACAGUAUGCAUGUACUUCUAAAUUAGAUUUCUUUUUUGCCAACAUCAGCUGGUUGCUUAGAAACCCAGUGUUGGAUUGACCAGGUGUUUUAAAGCCAGCUGGCAAUACAAAGCAUGUAGCAGUGAUAGAGCUCUGUCUGCCCUGCGGUAUCACAGAGAAACAGCCGGUGCUAAGUGCCAGGAUUUGAUUAAGAUUGAAACUCCAUCUAGAAGUUUGUGGGUGGUUUGAAGACAGUAUUUGUAAUUACAAUUUACAAGGUUAUUUCUAUGAGAAAACCUUGGAAAACAUGUGUGGCAAGUUAGCUUGUAGGACUUUAUUUGUUCUAGGAAUUUGCAAAGUUACUUUGGUAAGAAAAAGUAAUCUGGAUCCAAAUAGUUAUGUGUUAAUGAGUAAAUAAAAACAUCAAUACUCAUCUUACCAAUUGGACUAACCAAUAUGAUUUUGAUGUAUUAUUUUAUUGAAUAUAUUUUAAUGGCUUGGCAAUGUUGGGCAGUUCAAAAAAUGUCUCUAGUUGCGUUGCAAAACUGAAGAUUAACGCAGGGAGUUUGAGUUCUUGCAGGGACCUCUCUGGAGCUUCGUUAUGGUGGCCGCAGUGGUACAGUUGUCUGUAACGGGAAUAGACCUCUCCACCAGCGUCAAACUGAUUUCGUGGUGGAGUGAUGCUAUUCACUUCUGACUACCGUGAGAGAACGAUCAUAGAAGAGAGACCAGAGUUUAACAUUUUCUUGAUGUCAGGUAUUUGAACUUGGUGGUAAUCGCUCAAAUUUGUGAACUGCUAAUAAUGAGUUAUCGUGAAAAGUAUCCCCUGAACCUCACCUCAGCUGUGCACAGUACACAUUUUUCUUCAUUUCUAUGAUUAUUUGACUCCUAACAGCUUUUACUUUCUAGAAAUAGAUCAAGGAGCUUUACUGCCACGCCUGUGGAAUUUUCCGAAACUGAAAAUGCUGAAGUUAAAAGUCAGUAUUGGACACCUUCCAUAAAACAGAAACCUAAUGUGUGCAUUGAGAGAAUGCCAUCAGAAGUACUACUGAAGAUAUUUUCCUAUUUGGAUGCAGUAUCCCUAUUGUGUGCUGGUUGUGUGAAUAAGCGGUUCUAUGAUCUGGCCAAUGACAAUGGAAUCUGGCUGAAAAUAUAUUCCAGUCGUUUUCCGCCAAAAAGAACAAUUUGGAAAAUUAAUUCUGUCGAGACAGAAACUGUUUCCUUGGGCUGUGCUGCUGUGCAGGAUAGAAAGCCUGGAUACUGGAAGAAAGAAUACAUCUCCAAACAAAUAGCUGCUGUCAAAACUAGAGUAAUGCAACUUCUUAAACCUGUAGAUCCUCAUACAGGUCUUCCAUGUAAAAACAGAGAAGCUAUAAGAGCAUCUGGCUUGAGUUGGGUUAUUAUUCUAAAGGACAGAAAUGGAAAGGAACACAUAAUGGAGCAGGCAGAUCUAUCAUUUAAGGAUGCGUCUGUUACUAUAUCCUGGUAUAGUACGAGUUGGCCGUGCUUAAACGUCCUGUCAACCCUAGAACUAUGUGGAGUGACACCACUGCUUCCUGACCAAAGCAGAGCUGCCGGCAACAGCGGACCUCGUCGACGUUCCCUAAUUGCUGAAUACAGCCUUUCUAACGUGACUGAAACCAGUGUAGCAAUUGGUGCUGAUAAGCUUGUCCAACUCUUUGGUCUAAAUCCAGGACUCUUGCUAGGACUUUGGAAGGAAACAAAUGAAAUUGCUUUUGUUAUGGUGAGUCUUCAUUAUCAUCAACUUCUUGAGAGAAGCACUUUGGGUUCCGCUACUGUACAAUAUGUCCUUUCACCUAAUAAACCUGUACUGGAUGAUGUUGACCCAGAAUAUGGGCUGCAUGACUACAAUCUACAUCUUGAUAUACACAGUGGAAGCCAUACUUGCAUGUGUGGAACAUUCAAGAGCCUCUUCUGCAGAAAAGUUGACAUUCAGAAUGGAUAUUUGAGGCUAACGGUUGUAAACAUAAAAGAUAAUGCGAAACACUUGCCUAUUAUUGGAACAGUUGGCUUAUCCUGGAAAACAGAUGUGUUUAAAGGCAAUGUAAAGGACUGUUACUUGAUGGAUGUUACCGUCUUGGAUGAAACUCGAAAGCCCUUCUGGUGUUUCAGUGCCCCAGUCUGCAUGGAACUGUCUUCCAAGACAUCUGGCCUUUAUGACUACAUGGGUCAUAUCUAUACCACAGAGUAUGCAGAUUCAGAGGGUAAAGUCAGUGUUGACUUAGUAUGGCUGGAAGAAACCAAGGAAUAUUAUGUAGUCAAUCUGGUUCUUUACAUAAGCACCAAAAAAGUUAACAACUGGUAUGGAACAAAUUACUGAUUUAAUUGAGUGGUUAGUUUUCUUGCUUUAAAAAAAGCUAAAUUUUUGCUAAUUACAAUUGAUAUUAAUUAGUAAUACUGCUGCUGCAAGUUUUGUGCCCUUUCAGUUUUUCAAUAGCAAAAGUACAGUUGCAUGUAUGUAUUUUAAUUGGCAUUGGAAGGAUGGAAGAGAGCUGUUUAUAUGAAUUGAUAACUUAGGCUGUUCAACAGGGAAAAAAAACAUUAUGUUUAAUCUGUUUGUGGUACUGGGCGUAUUACAAAUUAUCUUAGAAAUAGUUGUUUUUUAUAGGUGCUUUUUAAUAUAUGUGAAUAAAUUGCUGCUUCUGAGCACUGUACUGUGGAGAAGCUUUAUCCUUAUGUAAGCUGCACUGUUUUUGAAAACAUUGAACUUUAUGCCUAAAAUGGUGCAACAGCAUGUGUGCUGUUCCCUUCUGAUUCAUUAGAGUAUUAUUGAUAAAUGACUGCUAUUGAUAAAUGUAGAAAUACUAUUUUUUUUAAGUACGAAUACUGUAAUACAUUAUAGUAGAGCAUUUAAAAGGUAGACUAGAAGUCACAGAUCUGAAUAAUAUGGUAGUAAGGCAUUUGUCAAGAAAAUCACUUGUGUAAUAUCUGUGACUUGCCUAAUGUACUGGCCCUUGAAUAAUUGUCCUGAUUAUGAGAAUGGGUUAAGGUGACAUCUGGUCCUCUGAAACCAAGCUGACAUUCAGUUGCUUCAGAAACAAUGAAUUAUCUGAUAAGGUUUAUCUGAUGAUAGAUAUUCAUGGAAAAAAGGCUUACAUGCCUGAUUUUUCAGGUUGCUUGAAGUAACUUUGGAACCUUGUCUACUCCCUGAUGAAAAAAGUCAUGACAGUGUCAUUUCUGUGAUGUGUUACAAACCAGGGUAAAUCUGUGCAGUUUCAUAGUACACUGUUAAGAAAAAAGCACAACUAUGUUGUUGGUUUCUGUGACUGUAUUAUGAAAGUGAUUUCCUUCAAGAUAAUUUGUUCUCUUUUAUUCAUUUAAGUAGAUGGAUUUGUUCGUGUAAGCAAUGUCUAUAUGUGAACACUUGUGAUUGGUACUACAAAGAUAUGGAUUGUUUUUUAAUGUAACUUUCAAAGAUAGUAAAGUUAAGGGUGAUUCAGCUCCAAUUUGACUUACUACCUUGCCUAAUGAAGAAAUAAUAACAUUUCUAUUUUUGAUGGUUAGCGAGUGUAACAAGCACGACCAGCUCCGUUCUGACUGCUUUCUUACAGACUGCUGCUCGUGACUGUGAUCCCUUGAAGUAAUAUAAAUGUUUUAGUAAGCGUGGUGAGUGUGAUGAAUUUGUGAUGAACAAUAGAUGCUGAAGUUCACGUUGCAUGGAGAUGCAGUGUAUGAAGCAGCCAUUCAAGAUUUUCUCUUGCCUGAAGUCUGACUUUAAGGGACUGUCUUUCACAAGGAAGUGGUAGUUCUGUUCCAAGGUCCUCUCAGUCUUUGACUUCACUGUUAAGCCUGUAAACUAAGGUGUGGAGUAGUUCUAGCUGCAUUUACAUUUUGUAAUGUGCAAGUACGUUCUCUGGCCUGCUGUGAAACCACAGAUGUUAUUGGCCACUCAGCAGCUAUGAAAUGGUAACAGUGUUAUGUUGCUGCUCACUUCGGCUGAAUUUUCAUCACAUUCCUAAUGUUUUAAAAAAAGACUUCCUCUUUAAAAAAAAAAAAAAAAAA